UCUUUGUUGCACGAGGUGCAUCGGGAAAACGUGCACUGAAAAUAUCGACAGGAAUAGUUGGAGACCGAGACUCCGGCUGUGAUUUUACAGUGAGAUGGACGAUAAUGCUGAGUUUUAUAAGGAUCUACCGAAGGUGGAGCUUCAUGCUCACCUGAACGGAUCGGUGAGCGUCCAGACUAUGGAGAAGCUCAUCCGGCGGAAACCGCAGCUUAACAUUGAACACAGCAUGACGGCCAUCGGCAAAGGCCAGCGGAGGACACUGGACGAAUGUUUUGAGGUCUUCAAGGUAAUCCACAAACUGGUGGACACGGAGGAGGAUAUUCUGAUGGUGGCGACGGAUGUUAUCAAAGAGUUUGCAGCUGAUAAUGUCAAAUAUCUUGAGCUCAGAAGCACACCGAGGGAAGAGAAUCACACCAGUACGAAUCGACUAACAAAAAAGAGUUACAUUGAGACAGUGAUUAAAGCCAUUCAGCAGUGUAAAAACGAGGGAGUGGACAUAGACGUCAGGUUUUUGGUGGCCAUCGAUCGCAGAAAUGGCGCGGAGGUUGCUAUGGAGACAGUGAAGCUGGCUGAAGAGUUCAUGUUGUCGUCUGGAGGUUUGGUGGUGGGAAUUGACCUCAGCGGAGACCCAACGGUGGGACACGGCCGCUGUCUCCUUCCUGCUCUGGAGCGAGCCAGGAACUGCGGGCUGAAGCUGUCGCUGCACAUGGCAGAAGUUCCCUCCCAGCUGGAGGAGUCCGAGUUGCUGCUGAACCUUCCUCCUGACCGGAUCGGUCACGGAACCUUCCUGCAUCCGGAGAUGGGCGGUUCUCAGUCCCUCGUAGACCGAGCCGUGAAAGGCAGGAUUCCUCUGGAAAUUUGCCUGACGUCAAACGUCAAAGGACAAACGGUGCCGAGUUACUCCCAGCACCACUUCAGAUACUGGUACCAGCUGGGUCACCCAUGUGUCAUUUGUACGGACGAUAAGGGAGUCUUCUGUACGGACUCGUCUCAGGAAUAUCAGCUGGCUGCGUCCGCCUUCGGUCUGCGUCCCGAGGCGGUGUGGACGCUGUCGGAGCGCGCCGUGGACUGCAUCUUCGCAGGAGACGAAGUGAAGCAGCAGCUCAGACAGAAGUGGACUGAAUUAAAGCCUGGGCUGCUGAAGGGAGCCGAGCUGCAGGCUUAGAGAUCAUCUCUGGGUUUGAUUUUACACUGUAAAAACUAAAUCUUACCAAGUAUUUUUAGUUUAGUUUAAAGUGCAAAUGUCUUAGUUAACUUGAAAUAAGACAAAACUAACUUACAAGUAACUUUUCAACAAGAUCAAGUAUUAGUUCCACUGGUAGAUUAUUUCACUUAUAACAAUACAUUGUUCCAAUAAGUGACAUAAUCUGCCAGUGGCACUAGAUACUAACGGGGCAGGAUUAUGUAAAAUCAACUUGGCUCCUUCAGACUAGCUAGCAGCAAUUAGUAAACACCUUGUAGAACUGCUGAGCUCAUAGCAGCUACUUCUCAGUGAAACGCUGGUAAACAUUUUGCUAAAAGGUUAAUA
Molecule: messenger RNA, 1528 nt
Organism: Xiphophorus hellerii (green swordtail)
Lineage: Eukaryota; Metazoa; Chordata; Actinopteri; Cyprinodontiformes; Poeciliidae
Gene: mapda
Product: N6-Methyl-AMP deaminase
Exons: 10
Coding region: 95-1165 (356 amino acids)
Biological process (GO): adenosine catabolic process; inosine biosynthetic process
Molecular function (GO): adenosine deaminase activity
Source: RefSeq, a predicted model, not a curated record